AUACCGACCUUCCAGAGGAAGACCAACCCAAUAAACCAUGUCCAUGUGGACCACAGAAACACCACAAGACCUUCCCGCUAAAAAGGACGGCCACGUCAGCAAUGAUGAGAAAUGCCAGGGUGCCGGCCUUUGGUUCAAAUUUAUAUUUAGGUUGAGAGCAUUGUGCCUUACGAUGAAGAGAAGCCUUCGUUUAUUGAAGAAAUUUUCAACAGGCAUCACGCAGAGUGCAUCAAAUCCAUCUCCGUCUGGCAAUAGAACAAUGACUCAACUGGAGAAGCUGCGGACAUCAACUUGCAUAGUGGGCAGUGGGCCUGCUGCCCACACAGCUGCAAUCUACACAGCACGGGCAGAGCUCAAGCCUGUGCUUUUCGAAGGUUUCAUGGCCAAUGGCAUCGCCGCCGGCGGGCAGCUUACCACCACCACCGAUGUCGAAAACUUUCCCGGUUUUCCUGACGGAAUCAUGGGGUAUGAGCUCACGGACAAGUUCAGGGAACAGAGCCUCCGCUUUGGGACACAGAUCAUCACGGAAACUGUCGAUCGCGUUGAUCUUUCCGUCAGGCCAUUUAGGGUUUAUGCAGACAAACUGGAGGUUGAGGCAGACACCGUUAUUAUUGCCACAGGGGCCGUAGCCAAGCGGCUUGAUUUCCCCGGUGCGGGCGACGAGGGCUACUGGAACAAGGGCAUCUCGGCCUGCGCGGUCUGCGAUGGGGCUGCCCCCAUUUUCCGCAAUCGGCCCCUGGCGGUGAUUGGGGGCGGCGACUCUGCCAUGGAAGAGGCAAAUUUUUUGACCAAGUAUGGCUCUAAGGUGUAUAUUAUUCACAGGCGUGACGCAUUCAGAGCCUCCAAGAUCAUGCAGAAGAGGGCGCUGGAGAACCCUAAGAUCGAGGUCAUAUGGAAUGCGGAGGUUUUGGAGGCGCUGGGGAACGAGAAGGGUUUGCUUAGCCGGCUGAAUUUGAGGGACACGGUCACGGGAGAGGUGAAAUCCGUGGAAGUUUCGGGGCUGUUUUUUGCCAUAGGGCAUGAGCCGGCUACAAAGUUUUUAGGAGGACAGCUCAAUCUCGAUUCUGACGGUUAUAUCGUCACCGAACCCGGGACGACACAGACCAGUAUUCCUGGGGUUUUUGCUGCUGGCGAUGUUCAGGAUAAGAAAUGGCGCCAAGCUAUCACUGCUGCUGGCACAGGAUGUAUGGCAGCAUUGGAAGCAGAACACUUUCUGCAGGAAAUUCAGGGGCACGAGAGUAAGUAGAGUUGACCUCCCUACUUAUGGGAUACGACUAGCUAUACUCGAGAUUGUCGACAUUUCUAUCAGCAUUUAUUGUUCGGUACUGCGUACCUGAUGGUAGUGAAGUGCAUCCUAUAAUAGAGGAUGCCGUAUAAUACUGGUCAUUCAUAUGGCACAGGUUAUCCAGAUUUAAUUUCUAAGAUGGCCUCUGCCUUCUAGUUGUAUCUCUUGUUCUCACCAAUUUUUUUGGGGAGUGCAUUUUAAUGGCCUGUUAUUCUUACAUUUAUAAAUAACAUUGAAUCACCACUGGCAUUUUUUUCCUUGCAGGCAAAGAUGUUAUUUUUGCCAAAAUAUAACAUUAUUUGGCAAUUCUUUUGGUGCUGCUCUAAAAACUUUAUAAAAUUAUUGUCUGAAAUUUUCAGAGCUCCGUUACAUUA
Messenger RNA from Cryptomeria japonica (Japanese cedar), 1659 nucleotides. Its product is annotated as thioredoxin reductase NTRB. The coding region runs from base 38 to 1246 and encodes 402 amino acids. Gene Ontology annotation, biological process: removal of superoxide radicals. Gene Ontology annotation, cellular component: cytoplasm. Lineage: Eukaryota; Viridiplantae; Streptophyta; Pinopsida; Cupressales; Cupressaceae. Gene Ontology annotation, molecular function: thioredoxin-disulfide reductase (NADPH) activity. The record is from RefSeq and is a predicted model, not a curated record. The transcript has 3 exons.